This is a messenger RNA of Phycomyces blakesleeanus NRRL 1555(-), 1170 nucleotides long. RefSeq lists its product as hypothetical. Lineage: Eukaryota; Fungi; Mucoromycota; Mucoromycetes; Mucorales; Phycomycetaceae. The transcript is spliced from 3 exons. The record is from RefSeq and is a predicted model, not a curated record. Bases 1 to 1170 code for a protein of 389 amino acids.
AUGAUGAGAGAAGAACACCUCUCUGGCUAUUUAGUGUUGGAGUUUGACAAUACUUUGAAUAACAACAACAACAACAACAACAGAGCAAACAAUUCCAAUUCUACUAGUGUUGGCGAACUAUCAGUAGAUAAUACAGGAAAUAUUACUUUUCCUACCCUUUCCCAUUCUGAGGAAGAGAACCUAGUAGCAGGUUCUGCGAGUACUACUUUGGGGGAGCCUAUCAUCACCCUUAGCACUAGUGAUGUAGACAGUGCUCGUAGUGCUCGUGGUUCUCAUGGUAGACGUAGUUCUCGUGGUGGACGUGGUUCUUGUGGUAGACGUGGUGUUGAUCAUGGCCUAGACAGCGUUAUUGACCAAGAUGAAGCUAUUGCUCCAACACAAGCAUCCAACCAAGUAAACCUUUCUUGGGACCACCAGUCAAUUGUUAUACUUUUGAAUGACAUUAUAAAGCCUAACUAUAUGAGCUUAAUUGACAUGUCUAACAUGCAAUUAAAAGGCGAAAGGUGGAACCAGAUGGCAGAGACCUUCAAGAGGCAUCUUGAUCAACAUGGGCUCGAUAUGGCUCUUACUGGGACAGGUGUUGGAGGAGGCACAGGUGAAGAGAGGUGGCUAUUUUACAACUAUGUGUUUGAAAUCCUGCGUGAUGAUCCAUCAGAAAAUUCUGGUAUCAACGUCGAAUCCAUGGUUCGUGGUCGCUGCCAUGGAGUAACAAUUUCCAUAGAAUCUCGUGCCAAAGCUGCUAUAACUGAAUUGCAGAGAAACAUUGAGGUUGCUGCUUCUACUUCUGCUGUUGAAUUGUCUCUUCUCAAUACUUUAGACACGAAUAUUGCAACAGCCACAUUAAACAGCACCAAUACUUCCGGUCCUUCUAGUAGGCUACCCACCAGGGAAUAUGAGGCAGAAAGAGAUGACAUGCUCUUUGAAAGGCUUCUGGGCAUGCACCGUGAGAUUGAAGAGCACUCAAAGGAAGUUUUGUAUCCUCUUGCUGAUUCAAUGAGAGAGGAGAAUGAAGCCUUCCAAAGAGACCAGCAGCAACAGCAUCAGCAGAUGUUGGAAACGUUGAAAAGGGUUUUGAGAGAGUCUGAUGACCGCCUGUUAAGCAUCAUUGGGCCUUUCUUUAACACUAGAAAUAGAAAUGGUGAAAAUAAUAGUAAUGAUAAUAAUAGCUAG